UAAAGGAUUUGUUUAAAAAAUAUUCCAUUUAUUCUAUUUUUCGUUUGCUGUUGUAUCAACUUUAAAAACUCUUUUUGGGACAUUAGUUGAAUAAAAAUGGAAGUGUAUGAAUUUGAUAAAUGUCUCUUAAAUCGACUUGAGGAAUCAAUGGACGUUUUGAGUUGGAAAGACGGUGUUAUCCCAGCUUCUAGAGUGCGCCUAGAAUGGUCAUACUACAUAGAGCUUCAAAUAGAACCAGUUGGAUGGCAAGCAUUAUGGAAAAUUCCCCGAGUAAUUUGCGAAGAGCUGAAUCUUCGCUAUCCAACAGUAGUAUUCGGGAUGGUGGAGCAAGUGCUAUUCAAGGAACUUAAAGCAAUAAUUGUCAUCUUAGCAGUGCAAGAUGAGGAUGUGCACCUACCUGAAAGACAAGAAGUUAACCUUGAGGACUUGUGGCCAACCAGAAUACAAGAAAACUCAGAGUUAAAUAUUGAAAGGACGGCUGAUUGCAUUGACCGUUUAAGAUUCUUCUAUAGCCACGUCUGGAUGCCUUGGGAUAAUGAUAACGAUGAUGACAUGAAUUGGGUAGAAAAGCAUCUGGAGUCAAGAAUCCGAUUUUGCUAUGAUUUAAAAAAGAAAAGUAUGAAACGCUCUAUGGCUGCUCAUAUAAAAACUCUAUUGACUGAAGCUAGGUAUAUUCAACAAAGACGAGAGUAUUUAGAGAUCGGCUUGAGUGAUGAUGAGGAACUAGAUCAAACCCUCGAUAAGACACAAAUUACGGAUUUGAUGCGAUUACAUCUUAGGUUGACUAUAAUAAGGAGUGAAAUUGAAAUGCUAGAGAAUCCAGAAAUGCGAAAGAUCUAUGAAGAAAUUAAGUUCGAUGACGAUAAAUCUUUGAAGCGUGCUCUGGACGAAAAGUUGGACAAACGGAAACCUAUUGCUUACAUUGUCACCGACCCAUUCACAUUCGAAAAACAAAUGCAAUUUAUGUUGUUGGCUGGGAAAUUUGUUGGAGAACAGAAACUUAUUCAAAUGUGUCCAUCCUUGCAGGAUGUUCUUAACAUUUGUAACGCAUCAGAUGAUAUAUAUCUUCCCCCGGGACGACACAGUAUUAAAUUUCUUGAAUACUUGAAUGAUGAUGGAAAGAUAAUUGGAUUGAAUAGUUCCUCUGUUUUUGCGGCCACAGAUACAAACGACGACGAAGUAGUCAUCAUGUCCCCUGAUGACGAUUCAAUCCUGCUUAUUUUUGAUGGCGAUUUUACUCUAACAAAUAUUACUCUAGAUUGCCGCAAUAUUCGUUCGGGGAUUUUGGUAAAAAAUGGUAAAGUCUCACUUAAUAACUGCAAAAUCACAGGCGAUGGCAAAUCAUCAACACAGCAGGGAAUCAUGUGCUCUGGAAGUUCUCAGAUAUUCCUGCAAGACUGUGUACUUGAAAAUUUCUCCAACGGAAUAGUAGCAUGCGAUUCGACUGCAGUGACUUUGUCAAAUUGUAAAAUAAAUAACUGCCGAAUAGGAAUCGAUGUUAGUAGUACAUCAACUCUUCACUUCAAGCAAUGUAAAAUCGCGAACUCUAAAAAAUGUGGUAUCUAUUUUGAAUCUAAAGCCUUAAAUAAUAAAGCCGAAGGUAAAAGGAUUUUGCUUAACUCUAUAGCAGAUUUAUCACAGUAUAUUUGUGGAGCGAUGCCAUGGUUCGGUGAAUGUGAGUUUAUAGAUUGUCGUUCGAAUAUUUUUAUUCUGAAUGAAAAAGAAAACGGAUUCCCAAAAGCUCUUGAAUGCAUUCUUGCCGAAAGCAACGAUCGUGAUAAAGGUGCUGGUGCACGGAAACGACUAGAUGAUUCGGAUGUUAUAGUACUGGAUGAUUCUCUUGUUGAGAUUAAUUACGACACAGAGUAGCCUUUUUCUUUUUUUUAAUUCCUAUGUUAAUGAUUUUGAUAAGUCUUUCUUUUUAAUAAAUAUAUGUAAGUAUGUAUUUAAACAGAGUUUUAUUACCU
Messenger RNA from Eupeodes corollae, 1967 nucleotides. RefSeq names its product protein nessun dorma (gene nesd). The transcript has 4 exons. Gene Ontology annotation, biological process: spermatogenesis; male meiosis cytokinesis. Lineage: Eukaryota; Metazoa; Arthropoda; Insecta; Diptera; Syrphidae. The record is from RefSeq and is a predicted model, not a curated record. Bases 97 to 1869 code for a protein of 590 amino acids.